Molecule: messenger RNA, 3955 nt
Organism: Dermatophagoides farinae (American house dust mite)
Lineage: Eukaryota; Metazoa; Arthropoda; Arachnida; Sarcoptiformes; Pyroglyphidae
Cellular component (GO): cytoplasm
Molecular function (GO): protein binding
Source: RefSeq, a predicted model, not a curated record
AACAUUGUGACUAAGGCAAGAAAUUGUUUGUUUAUUUCUUGUUUAGAAUCCAAAGUAUCUGAAUUCGUUUUUGACUAUGUUGGAAUGUGUUUAUGUUUCAUAUCAUCAUCGAUUAUAAUUAUGAAUUGAUUGAUUGAUAGGUACUAUAUCUGUGAUCAAAGACAACAUCUAAAUAUAAACAUGUGAUUCAAACCAAUGUAAUAAAUAAAAAUAUAUGAUCUAAUGUGAAAUGAUUAUUUACGCCUCAAAUAAACAAAUUCAUACCCCAUUUAUCCGUCCAUGAUCGUUGUUUUGAUGUAAUUGCCAUGUCAUCAUCAUCAUCAUCAUCAUCAUCGUAUCUUUUCCCUCAUUCAUUGGCCAUUUUUAGCCAAGAAUGUCGAUUACAAGCAAAAAAUUUACGCCAAGGAAAAUGUCAACUUUGCAUCGACGGUUUAUUGUUGUUGUUGCGUGUACCACAAAAAAUUGUCAACGAUCAACAAGAACAAGAUGAUGAAAUCAUAACGCCCAGUAACAAAUGUUCAUUAGCUUCAUGUGGUGAUGAUUUUAUCCUCUCAUUAGCUCGUGAAUGUCCUUGUAUCAAAAUUGUUUAUCCGUCGAACAAGUCAUUUAGAGGAUUGAUCGAUGUAUCAUUGUUUGAGUCUUGUCAAGCACUCGAAUUGAUUAGGAUUCCGUUUCAUCAAUUGGUCGGAACGGAAAAAUUGAGACAAAAUCUGCGAUCCUUGAUAUGGAUACGUGGAAAUUAUGAAUCGCUCAGUGAAUCAACAUAUUCACUGUGGCAAUUAUAUCGUCAGCAUGAAAGUAUUGAUUCAAAAAGGGAUAAUUUCAAACCAUUCAGAAUUGACGAACUUUUUUGGGACAAGUUCGGUUCAUGGCCUUCACUAACUUACCUCUGUAUAUCUCGUAGCAACAUUACUGUAAUGAAUGCAUCAACUAUACCCAAUUCAAUCGUAACGUUGGAUCUUCGCUGUAAUAGGAUAUCCCAUUUUAACAACUUGGCCAAUUAUUCAUCAUCCGGGACAAUCACUAAAUUGUGUUUAGACUAUAACUCUUUAAGAGAAUUGCCGAAACUAAAUAGUAACACUUUAUCAUCGUUGGUAUAUCUAUCCCUUCGUGGCAAUCUUAUUGAUUCAAUUUUUGGUCUCAGAAAUUUCACUUCGUUAGAUUACCUCGAUGUUUCUGAGAAUAGUAUUACCAAUACUAGAAAAUUUCUUUCCGAAAUGGUCUAUCUUUCAUCAACAUUGAAGACAUUAUGGAUUGAAAAGAAUCCCAUUUGCUGUGAUCAUUGGAUUAAAUCGAAAUGUCAAAGUGUCCUUUGUCGAUUGGUCCGUUUCAAUGGUAAACGAGUAAGCAGAAACAAGACUAGCGAAACAUUGCAACCGUUACCAGUUAUAUCAAACAUUGUUGAUCAAACAAUACGAUUAUCCAACGAUUAUGCAGCCGAUCAGUUAUCAAAUACAACUAAUCAAAAUGCAAAUAUUCGAAAAAUGAAAAGAAGUAAACCAUCCAAAGAACGGUUUAUUGUAAUCAGUGACGAUGAUGAAGAUGAAGCUAUUGAAGCUUUUAACAGUUUAACUGAUGUGUCACCCAUCAUUGUAUCAUCCACGUCUGUUACUAGAAAUGAAAAACGAAAUGAGACAGCUAUAAAGAAUUAUUUUUUUGGUGGAUAUACUGGAAGUUAUAGCAGUAUUCCAAAUCGAAACGAAAGUAGCUCAAAGUUGUUUGAAGUUUAUGUAGAACAGGAGGAACAAUUAGAAGAUGAUUCUGAAAAAACUAUUGUUGACAAACCAAAUGAAACCAUCGAAAACGUGGCAAAAAAAUCUAUCUCACCUGAACCACAUCAGUUUUUGAAUAGCACUUCUGAAUGGGCAAGCGAAGAUACAGAGGAAGAGAACACAGUGUUCUUGGUCGAAAUUUAUCAAAGCCUUUCUGAAUUCGAAUCAAUUCUAGAAACUCCAAAUCCAGAUAUUGAUUAUUAUUUUAUUCGUAUCAGACCACAUGAUGGAUUAAUCUACGAAAAAGAUUGUACAUCAGGCAAAGUUUUACAAACACUUGAUCUAAAAGUAUUGGAAAAAUAUGAAUGUCUAAAUGUAAAUACAGCAAUCAAACUAUAUUUUGACACUUGUGUUGUAUCGAAAAAAGAACGUAUAUAUCGUUUUUUGGAUGAAAAAUCUUAUAAGAAUUUUGUCGAAAUGUUUCUUUCCAAAUUAAUUGAUUAUCGAAAACAAUAUCAAUCAUCUUUUGGAAAUAAGGAUGGUGGUGGUAUCGAUCAAGCUAAAACAAGUGGAAAUAAGAAAACAGCAGAUGCACCUUGGUUUUAUAUGUGUUUACGAUGUGGUAAUCGAACGCAUCGUAUCAUAACUGAUUGUACUAAAUGUGGCUCAGAUUUGAUCAUCAAAGAUGAAAGUUCAGCUUAUAAAGAUGUUCAAUUACAAUCACUGUUAGUCGAUUAUCCACAACAAGACACUUCCAUUCGUAACGAUUCUUCUGAUUUGAACGAUAAUAAUGACCUUCUUAAGUUGGACGAAAACUUUUUCCGCUACAACAUUGAUCAUUAUCUUAAAUUACAUAUCGAAAUCUAUUUGUAUGAAAAGAUUGGCGAUGAAUCGCUCAAGUCAGAAUCUGUAGAAGUCCUAUUCUAUUGUUAUUGUUUCGAUUUUCAACAAAAUUCAUUUAAACCGGCUCUUGCUGUUCUUACAUCAAACUUUUUUUUCUUGUUCGAUCAUCUAGCUGUGCAGCAAUCGAUUCCGAACAAGGAAAUACCACUUAAGGAGCCAUUAUUACUAAGAAAAAAUCUAUCAUCAUCUAGUUUCCGAUCCACAUCCGAAGAAAAGAAACACGAUCUAAUAUGUUUGAUUUUCUACGUUCCGUUGGCGCCAAGAUCGAAACGAUUAAGUUCGCUUCAUAUUUGUCAUCUACCUUGGCCAAUUAAAAAUCUUGGCUAUUGGAUCGAAUAUAAACUUAGCAAUUCGCAGAAGAAACUAUUGGCUAAAAAUAAACGCAUCAAUCGUCAACAACCAAAUUAUCUAUUAGAAUUUAUAAUAUUCGGCGAUGAUACUGUUGGCAAAGCAUUCCUCGAACUAUUAUUUGAAUUUCAAAAAAUUUGCAUUCGCAAUCAUUCCAAAUCUGAUCUAGUCGGCAAUAUGAAUGGAUUGAUCAAAGUGAAAAAUAAACUAAUUGAAAAUAACGAUAAAGAUGACAAUGUCGAUUGUUUGAAAGUGGAUUUCGAUGAGACUUGUCGAUCAUUGCUACACCAUGGCGAACCACAACCAUCUCAAGCAUUCCAAAAUGAUGACAUUAAAAAUGAUCGAUCUUAUCGGAUGUUUUUUCUUCAAUCAUUUCGAUUUCUACAGAACGCUUCGACAUCCACGAUUACUGCAUCUUCAUCUUCACCAUCAUCAUUCAAUAAUGUAUUUACAAUCAAUGAAAAUAUUGGUCUAAUAAUAGCAAAUGAUCAUCUGAUCAUAUUCGAAAUGUUUUGUUCGUUGCCCAAAAUAGCAUCGACUAUCAAAAAAGCAUCUUCAAAUGAGCAAUCAAUUUCGAAAACAUUGAAAGACCAAUGCAAAAAAGAUUUCAAUGAUCAUAUCGAAAUUAAAACGUUGUUCAAAGAAUCCAUUAACAACCUGUUGCCCAACAUUUACGUUGAUAAAUCAAAAUCAUUACUAGUGAUGCGUUUUCGUGAAGACGAUGAAUCUACAGCCACCAUCUGCUUACCGCCAUCUUUGGCCAACAAUAAAACGGCCUCUUUAUCAUCAUCAACAUUGACCAAUAACAAUCAACUUAUCAUUUAUGAAUAUAAAUUGACAUUUCUUAAUCAACAAAGUCUUAUACAAACUUGUCGUUUAAUUUGUUCGGCAUGGGAAACAAAUUUCGGUGUCGCACUUACUUUGUCUAAAUAUAGAUUUAACGAUGAAUUAAAUUGAUUGACAAAAAAUAAAAUAUCAACAAAAAAUUAAAA